AUGGGAGACGCGAAAAAAGAGACUGAAUCUACUGCGAGAAGCAUAACAGCCACUCUUUCGGCAGAUGAGGCCAGUAAAAUACUUGAAAAGAUCAGAGUUAAUACCCAAAGAAUAUUUAACACCACGAAAGGGUUGAAUUUCGCACUAACUCCAUCCAACAUCCCAGCCACCGAAAUAGUCACCAAAACGCUUGAUUCAGAGCAAGCAGACACCGUAAGACGAACUAUAAACUGUAUCCUUCAACAGGGCAAACCACCCAAGCUUAACAUAUCGAAGGAUAUGCAAGAAGCCGUUAAGAAUCUAAAACAAGACGACACUAUCACUAUUCUGCCAGCGGAAAAGGCCACACUAGUGUAG
Molecule: messenger RNA, 357 nt
Organism: Pocillopora meandrina
Lineage: Eukaryota; Metazoa; Cnidaria; Anthozoa; Scleractinia; Pocilloporidae
Source: the annotation of a GenBank genome assembly